This is a messenger RNA of Exserohilum turcica Et28A, 933 nucleotides long. RefSeq lists its product as uncharacterized. Gene Ontology annotation, biological process: ribosomal large subunit assembly; rRNA processing. Gene Ontology annotation, cellular component: nucleolus. The coding region runs from base 1 to 933 and encodes 310 amino acids. The record is from RefSeq and is a predicted model, not a curated record. Gene Ontology annotation, molecular function: rRNA binding. The transcript is spliced from 4 exons. Lineage: Eukaryota; Fungi; Ascomycota; Dothideomycetes; Pleosporales; Pleosporaceae.
AUGGCUUCGGUAUACAAGACACUGUCGGGCACCGACAAGGACGAGAAAGACACCGGCGUCAAGCGAAACAAGCAGCGCGUCCUCAUCCUGAGUUCAAGAGGUGUUACAUUCCGGCACCGCCAUCUGCUGCAAGACCUGUACUCCCUGAUGCCCCAUAGCCGGAAAGAAGCCAAACUCGACACCAAAACAAAGCUCUACCAGCUCAACGAGCUAGCAGAACUCUACAACUGCAACAAUGUCCUCUUUUUCGAGGCGCGCAAAGGCAAGGACCUCUACUGCUGGAUGUCCAAGCCGCCCAAUGGCCCCACGGUCAAGAUGCAUCUCCAAAACUUGCACACCAUGGAAGAGCUCAACUUUAUCGGCAACUGCCUCAAGGGAUCGCGGCCAAUUCUUUCUUUCGACGCCGCCUUCGACAAGCAGGCCCAUCUCCGUGUCAUCAAGGAGCUCUUUACCCAGAUUUUUGGCGUUCCCAAGACGAGCAGAAAAGUAAAGCCGUUUGUCGACCACGUCAUGGGCUUCACCGUGGCAGAUGGCAAGAUCUGGGUCCGUGUUUUCCAGAUCAACGAGAGCGAGCCAGGCAAGAAGAAGAAUGCCGAUGGCGAAGAGAUGGACGUCGACGAGCCUGCGCCCAAGAAGAAGGGAGGAAAGGGCGAACUGGAUGUCAGCCUGGUUGAGAUUGGCCCGCGCUUCGUCCUCACGCCCAUUGUCAUCCAGGAGUCGAGUUUUGGCGGCCCCAUCAUCUACGAGAACAAGGAGUUUGUUUCGCCCAACCAGAUCCGUUCGGACCUGAGGAAGUCCAAGGCAAGCAGAUUCAACAGGCGAGCCGAGGCGCAGAGAGAUACUCUGCUCAAGCACCAGGAGCUGGGGCUGACGUCGCACGGUGGGCGCAAGAAGGAGAAGGAUCCACUCAGCGACAAUGUGCUGUUCGCAUGA